AUGAAUGCCCAGGCUGACCCGCAGAGCAAGAAGCGCAAGAUCGCACAGGAGACUGAAACCAGCAAGAAGGCCAAGGUCCAGGAGAACCGGGCCAUCUACGUGACCAACCUCCCUCGCGACACCACUCAGGAAGAGAUUGAGGAGACUUUCAAGAAGUAUGGCAUCAUCGACCAAGGUGCUGACGGCAACAAGCGCAUCAAGAUGUACUCUGACGACGAGGGCAACUUCAAUGGCGAGGCUCUGAUCGUCUACUUCAAGAAGGACUCGAUUGAUCUGGCGAUCAAGAUGAUGGAUGAGUACUACUUCCGCAUCGAGGACCAGUCACAGGGUACCAUCCGCGUCAAGGAGGCCGACUUCUCGUACAAGCGCAACAAGGAUGGUGACCAGAUCGCGUCGAAGCUCACGCGCAAGGACAAGAAGGCUUCGGAUCGCAACCGUGCAGACCUCAACCGCAAGCUUGCAGAGUGGUCCGACAACGAGGAAGAAGUUGCCGAGACCUUUGCCCCAAAGAAGAACAAGUGGGCCAAAGUCGUCAUCCUCAAGUACGCCUUCACCAUCGCGGAGCUCGACGAAGACGACGCCGCAUACCUCGAGAUCAAGGAGGAGAUCCGCGACGAAGCCGCGAAGCAUGGUUCCGUGACCAACGUGAACCUGUUCGACAAGGAGGAGGCGGGCAUCGUCACGGUCCGCUUCCGCGAGUUCGAGGCGGCCGAGAAGUUCCGCGAUGCCAGCCAUGGCCGGCUCUUUGCGUCGCGGAACCUCGAGGCGACGCUUGCCGAGGACAAGCCGAGGUUCAAGAAGAGUGCUCGCGGCGAGGAGCCGGAUAGUGAGGAGGAGGAGAGGCUGGAGAAGCUUGCCAAGGCGUAG
Molecule: messenger RNA, 867 nt
Organism: Cucurbitaria berberidis CBS 394.84
Lineage: Eukaryota; Fungi; Ascomycota; Dothideomycetes; Pleosporales; Cucurbitariaceae
Exons: 3
Coding region: 1-867 (288 amino acids)
Cellular component (GO): U2-type spliceosomal complex; U2 snRNP
Molecular function (GO): RNA binding
Source: RefSeq, a predicted model, not a curated record